Molecule: messenger RNA, 305 nt
Organism: Paramecium sonneborni
Lineage: Eukaryota; Ciliophora; Oligohymenophorea; Peniculida; Parameciidae
Source: the annotation of a GenBank genome assembly
AUGAGAAAACUAAUAAUUGAUUUUUUCCUUAAUAUUUAAUAUUUACAAAUAAUCAAUAAAAUUUUUUUUAGUCAUGAUAAUAUGAAUUGUUAUUUUAAGAUAAUGUUUAAGAUAAUAAGAAAUUGAUAGAUGGAAGAAUUAAUAAAAUUUCAUCAGUAUAAAGAGGAGAGUUAAUUCGAUGAUUAAUUUGAUAAAAAUAAGAAAUUACUAUGAAAGAGUUGGUUGAGUUAAAGAUUGAUUAGAAAUGAAUAAUAAAAUGGUUGAGUUAAAGUUUGAGAAAUUUAAUAAGUAUUAAAAGUGAAAAA